AUGAUCAAGUCUCCCAAUCAUCCAUCAAACUACCCAAAUAACCUCGAAUGCAACUAUGCGGUGUCCAGUAAUAGCGAUAUCACCUUGGCCUGCAGCAGCUUUAAUUUGGAGCAGCACAGCUCGUGCGCGUGGGACUGGCUGGAGGUGAACGGCGAGAAGUUUUGCGGUACCUCGGGACCACCGGCAUCCACAGCCCAGGCCUUCGACAUCUCCUUCCACAGCGACUACAGCGUAGUAAGACCGGGCUUCCAGUGCACGCUGACGGUCGGCGGCGGCGGCGGCGGCGGCGGUGGCGGUGGCGGUGGCUCAGAGCUUACGUGUGGUGGCAGCACCUUGGUACGCGACACCACUUACACCAUCAAGUCCACCAACCAUCCGAACAAUUACCCUAUCAACGAGGACUGUAACUACCAGCUGACAGCGGAGAACGCAGGUGACACCAUCUCCAUGUCUUGCUCCGCGUUUAACGUGGAACGGCACUCGUCUUGCUCCUGGGACUGGCUGUCCGUGAACGGUCAGAAGUUCUGUGGUACAUCAGGCCCCAGCGCCGUAACCUCGGUGUCUACGAUGACCGUCGACUGGCACUCGGACUACUCGGUGGUGAGGAGCGGCUUCCUCUGCCAACUGGAGGUGACUGAAACACAGGUUACCACUACGGCUGCUCCUUCAGGUUCCUGCUGUUGCGGAGUUCCGAACCGCUCCUCCCGCAUCGUCGGCGGCGUGGAGACCGAGGUGCGUGAGUAUCCUUGGCAGGCGGGCCUGGUCAGCGCCGGCGGCACCCGCACCUGGUGCGGCGGCAGUGUCCUCAACAACCGCUACGUGAUGACGGCGGCCCACUGCACGUCCGGAUCGUCACCCAGCCAGAUCGAGGUGCUUCUCAAGGAGCAUCGCAUCAGCAACAGCGAUGGUGAGAUUCGCGCCAGUGUGCAGCAGAUCAUCAACCACCCGAGCUACUCGUCCGCGUCCGGCUCCGGCUACGACUUCUCGCUGCUGAAGCUGACCAACCCCAUCACUUUCCCAAGUGACAACUCGCUGGCGCCAGUGUGCCUGCCCACCGCCGGUAACGACUUUGUCGGCGCCGACGCAAUCGUCACCGGCUGGGGUACCACCAGCUCGGGUGGCUCACAGGCCACCACUCUGAGGGAGGUCACCGUGCCCGUCAUCUCCAACACCGCCUGCAGGUCGUCAUACAGCAGCAUCAACCCGUCCAUGAUCUGUGCCGGUCUCAGUGAGGGCGGCAAGGACUCGUGCCAGGGCGACAGCGGUGGCCCGAUGGUCAGCCUCGAGUCCGACCGCUACUCCCUCAUCGGCGUCGUCUCGUGGGGUCGGGGAUGUGCUCUGCCCGGCUACCCGGGCGUCUACGCCCGAGUCACCGAGGUGCUGUCCUGGAUCCAGACCAACACCGCUGACGGCACCUACUGCUCUUAGAAGAACCGUCAGCUUGGUGUUUGCGCACAGCGUUUGUUUCAGCGCGACUUUCGGGCGCAUUGGCUUGCGUCGCAAGUAAAGUCGCCAUUCUUGCAGUGUCGGUUUGGUGCAUGAUGUACCGCAUUUGGGAUGACAUUAAAUAAAUGCCCAGCUCCUGAA
Pollicipes pollicipes is the source of this 1587-nucleotide messenger RNA. RefSeq names its product suppressor of tumorigenicity 14 protein-like. Gene Ontology annotation, biological process: proteolysis. The transcript has a single exon. NCBI's taxonomy places the organism in Eukaryota, Metazoa, Arthropoda, Thecostraca, Pollicipedomorpha, Pollicipedidae. The coding region runs from base 1 to 1428 and encodes 475 amino acids. The record is from RefSeq and is a predicted model, not a curated record. Gene Ontology annotation, molecular function: serine-type endopeptidase activity.